Molecule: messenger RNA, 1208 nt
Organism: Trichoderma harzianum CBS 226.95
Lineage: Eukaryota; Fungi; Ascomycota; Sordariomycetes; Hypocreales; Hypocreaceae
Exons: 2
Coding region: 320-919 (199 amino acids)
Source: RefSeq, a predicted model, not a curated record
CACAACAUCAUCAGACCAGAAGAAAAAAGCAACGUGUCUUUCAACGUUCUUCCAUCCUUCUACUUCAUAUUGCUACCAGACCGCAUUUCCUACCGAGACAAGCACAAGCAUUAGGCAAAAAGAUACACUAUUGUUUGCGCCGGAUGGCCCUAGCGAUGCUACACAAAGACAAAUGCAGCGGCCAACAAGCGCAUUGUGAUGCCAGGUCACAUCUCCCACGCAUGCCAGACGCGCACAGAGAAAGGUUGAUGUGGCUCUUAGAUUUUGGCCCUGGCAAAAGCUGCUGCGUCCCGGGCCAAUCCUAGUUAAUGCGCCGGCCAUGGCAUUGUCGUUUGCGCUGAGACUGCCGUCGCAAUUCGCGACAAAUGCGAUCACCAGGUGUCUUAAAACUUACAUGCACACGGGAGCAUCUGUCCUAUCAGCAACGCCCCUGCAUGAUUACGUGCCUCGAAAAGCUGACAAGGGAGAGUGCAUGCAGAAAGUUACAAAGGAAAGCAGUACAGGUACUCAUCGCUCCGUCAGGGCAUUGCUGAUCGCACCUCUGACAAGCCAAAGCUCCUACAUCUCCGUGAUUCACAACGAGGCCUUCCAGGCAAAAGCUCUCAAAGGUCUGUCCAAAGAGGCCCGUCCUGCCAUGUGGUAUUCAGCCUGUGCAUCCCGCCUAUGGAUGGAUCUUGUUUCUGACCCGUCACGAUCGUACAGGGCACCACUUCUACCCCUCCUCACCCCCGGCUUCUCAGCACGCCAAAGAGACCACCCCCUCCCUUGUCCGCCUACCUCGAACCGCAGGGCUUUGGUGGACUUUGGUUGGGGAGCGGCAUCGACGAGUGGCGCUCCUGCACAACACCCUCUGUCCAAGGCCCCCCAAUGGGGGACGUUUCCAGGUAUCUGGAUGGCCGCUGGUGGGUUAACCUUGUGAGAAGAGGUGUUGGGCUGGUGCGUGUUCGACAUGGGAGCUCGUUGUCUCCUGCAGCAGUUUGGAGUAUGAUUGCAGAGUGCUACCUCGUAAAGGCCAGGUUUAUCCCUCCACGAGGGCACAGCUUCAGCCAGUCAGCUUCAACAAUUCGACAAAGCAUAAUCAAGGACGAGCAGGUUGCAAAGCUCUGCAUCCAUCAGGUAUCUUACUGUACUUCCCAAGUGAUGCAAGCAGGGGUAGAAGAAGAAGAAGAAAAACAAAGAAGAGCUCGUUGCAUACCUGUACGAUUACA